Penicillium griseofulvum is the source of this 1782-nucleotide messenger RNA. RefSeq lists its product as uncharacterized. The transcript has 3 exons. The record is from RefSeq and is a predicted model, not a curated record. Bases 1 to 1782 code for a protein of 593 amino acids. Lineage: Eukaryota; Fungi; Ascomycota; Eurotiomycetes; Eurotiales; Aspergillaceae.
AUGUACUCGCAGUCACCACAGAUGCCACCGCAGAUGUUUGGCUAUCCCCCAUAUUCGCCCAUGAACCCUGGUCAGCCCUCGCCAUAUGGACAUCAUUCUUCCCAGCAUCCUCUCACUACACAACCAUUGAUGAUGCCCCCUCAGAAAGCCCCAUCCCAGGUGCCACCACACCAAUCCCCCCACCCAACUUCCAGCAUGUCUACGAGCCCCAUCAUGAAACUCGAUUCCUCCCAGCAUCCCACAACCCCACAGCAAACAAUGCUGAAUCCUCCCCUUCCGGCAACCAACAGCCACGCAAUGUCUGCCAGCAACCCCCACGCAAGCCCACCACUGAGCGGCACCACAUCCAGCGCGGCACCAGGCCCCAUCCCAGCCACUACUCCGCUAGUCGUGCGACAAGACAGCAAUGGCGUGCAGUGGAUCGCCUUCGAAUAUUCCCGAGACCGGGUGAAAAUGGAAUACACCAUUCGGUGUGACGUGGAAUCUGUCAUCGUGGACACGCUCUCGCAAGAAUUCAAGACGGAGAACUGCGUGUACCCGCGCGCCUGUUGCAGUAAGGACCAAUAUCGCGGGAACCGGCUGGUCUAUGAAACAGAAUGCAAUGCUGUCGGCUGGGCAUUGGCCGAGUUGAACCCUGCUCUGAGGGGCAAGCGUGGAUUGAUCCAGCGUGCUGUCGAUAGCUGGCGCAACAGCAAUCAGGACCCGAGACUGCGCAGCAGACGUGUUCGUCGUAUGGCUAAGAUUAACCGAAGACAGUCGGUCCCCGCUCAGCCUGCUCAUAUGGCACAGCAAGGCCCUGGCUCAGGUGGUCCGCCUGGUCCUAGUAUGAGUGCUAUGCCGGCUCCUGCUCCCCGCCCGAGUUUGGGUCCCAUUUCAAUGGGUCCACCCCAGAUGCAUCAUCACCAUCAACCUGAUGGCAGUCCUAGUGAGGAAGUUAGCGGCACAGACUACCCGGGCCACCGGAGCUUGGAUACACGCCUCCCACAGCCCUCAAUCCCCGACAUCCGUCCAGCUCACAUCUUCCAUGACGCACCAACAACCCUAACCCCAGGCGGCAGCGCCAGCGGCCCCUCCAUGCCUCCCCUCCUACGUGACAACAGCCUUACCUCACUAAGCCGCCACUCAAUCGCAACCUCCGCCCGUAUGGACUCAACUGACCACGACAUCGAAGAGAAAGGUCCAACAAACGAUGACCUCUUCAGUCACCUCCCAGACGGCAAACGCCGCAAAUUCAUUCUAGUCGACGACCCACAGCGCGGCUGUCGCGUCCGCGUCAAGGUCGUUCUUGACAAGGUUAACAUGGACGAGAUCCCAGACUCUUACCGCGAGGCAAACGCCGUCUAUCCGCGUACCUAUUUCCCCAUCCAGAUGCGCGAUGAGAACCGCGUCGUGCCUGCUAAGCGCUUCUUCCGCGAUGAUACCGAGCAAGCGGAUGAUCCCGAAGCAACUACUAUCGGCCGAACGACUGUUCCUGCGCCAUCCCUUGACACCGAUGCUGAAAUCGAGGUGCCGAAGAUCUCGCGCAGAAAACACCGUAAGGAUUUGAUGCUUAAUGAUCUCGGCUACCGUAUGAGCUGGAGUCAGAGCCGUGUGUUUGCGGGACUGGAUGCCUAUCGCGAUAAAAUGCGAAGCAGCAUGCUCGCUGCAGGCCAAGAUACAGUGGAUAUUCCCGAUCAUUUUGAUACUCGUCGUGGCAAGCGACGGUUCCUAGAGCGCGGACGUCGUCUGGAGUCUGGAUCUGAGAAUGCUGCUCGACGGAGUGCAGAGGAAGUUGAAGGUUGA